UUGCAUCUCAUUCGUGAUCCAAGAGGAAUGACUUUGUCAAAACUAAAGGCUUGGGCUCCCGAUGUCAUUAAAAAGAUGAAAGCAGAAGACAGAUCUGUCUUUGAUGUUCAGGAUUUACCUUCUGACUGGUAUUCUGGUUUAGAUGAUUGGUGUAAAGCUUGGAUAAAAGAUGCAAGUAUUGGGCAACAGAUGGUAUCAAAAUAUAUGGCAGUAAGAUACGAAGAUAUAUCAAUGAUGCCAUUGAUGACAACAAGAGAAAUAUACGACAGACUUGGUUUAGGUGAGGUUUCAGAACACGUUGUAAACUGGUUAAAUGAACAUACAAAGGAAUCAAGGGGUGAUAAGUACUCGGUCUCUCGAAACUCAAUGUUAAACGCAGAGAAUUGGCGUCGAGAUAUGACGUAUAUGCUUGCAAAGCAAAUUCAAGAUAUGGAAAAUUGUGGCAAGUUUCUAGAUACAUUUGGUUAUAUUAAAGUAAAACGUCCCCAGGAUCUUACAAACUCAAGUUUGUCGCUAAGUGGACAGAAGCAUUAAUUCUUAAGAACAUGAUACUUCAUUCAUUUAUAGACAUAUUAUCCUAUCAUUGUUAUCAUAUCAUGAACAUCAUUAUCAUAACCACCAUCAUCAUAUCACCCGUGUCAUUAGUGGCAGCAGUGGACUAGCAGCAGUAAUAAUAGUAUGUAGUACUAAGGUAAGGUAGUGGUGGUAAUAGUAGU
Anneissia japonica is the source of this 716-nucleotide messenger RNA. RefSeq names its product carbohydrate sulfotransferase 1-like. Gene Ontology annotation, biological process: N-acetylglucosamine metabolic process; sulfur compound metabolic process. Gene Ontology annotation, molecular function: N-acetylglucosamine 6-O-sulfotransferase activity. The record is from RefSeq and is a predicted model, not a curated record. The annotation marks the transcript as partial. The transcript has a single exon. Lineage: Eukaryota; Metazoa; Echinodermata; Crinoidea; Comatulida; Comatulidae.